Messenger RNA from Quercus lobata, 2940 nucleotides. Its product is annotated as putative F-box protein At4g17565. Lineage: Eukaryota; Viridiplantae; Streptophyta; Magnoliopsida; Fagales; Fagaceae. The coding region runs from base 1243 to 2634 and encodes 463 amino acids. The record is from RefSeq and is a predicted model, not a curated record. Gene Ontology annotation, molecular function: protein binding. The transcript has 3 exons.
UUUUGUUUCUUUAAAAGCUUUUUAAUAUCAGAUUUUUUAUGUACAUUCCCUCUGUCUAGGGCUGAGAUAAUUGAAUCUUUAUGUCUGAAAAAUUGUUUGAAUAGAAUCUAUGUCUGAAAAAUAAAAUGUAGCUCAAUAGUUAAUUAUUAUUAUUAUUAUUAUGACUUGUACAUCAGAGCAUGUCUUAAGUAUCCGCUUAUGUGUGAAAUUUUGAACUUGGUUCUGUGUUUUUUUCUGCUGCUUGAAAUUAGUUUUGCCUGAUAAAAGUGUUGGACUUGGAUGCUGAUAUUAUGGUCCUUGAGCAUUCACAUUGGGAAUGCUAUAUGCCAUAUUUUGGUUCAAUUUAGCAUAAAAGUCCAAAACAACCUCUGCAUCCAGACUUGUAAAAAGCUACUAUUGCAAAAAUAUUUGGAAUUGUGCUACAGUGCGAUUCUACACUGUAGCUGAAUUGUAAAACAAAAUAUGAUAUUUUAUUCUAAUAUGUCUUAAUCUGAUAAAAAAAAAAAUGCAUUCAUCAUAAAGUAGACUCUAUAUGUUGAAAUUCUAUUUCAUCUAUAAUUUUUUUUUUCUAACCUUUCACAAAGCCAAGGAAGCAAAAUGUGUGUAAAAUAAGUACUAAAAUGGAGGAGCUCAGCCCGUUUGUGAACUGUGAACUGAUUAUAUUUCACUUGAGGUAACAGCAUGAUUAGAGCGCACAAGUUAUGCAAAUAUGGCACAUUAUCAAUUAAUUUGAGUAUAUCCUUAGGGAAAUAUGUGUUAUCAUGGUUCACUAACCUAUGUGGCAACAAAUGGUUAUCAUGGUUAUUGGUUAGAGUGCUCUUGGAUAUUUUAGGGUGUGUUUGAUGACACAUAGGAAGUACAAAUAUUUAUCAUGCUCAUAUGAUACAUAAUACAUACCAAGCAUUUUAUCACAUGUAAUUUUGGGUGUAGGAAGUCCUUUGUUUUAAGUCUGUUUAAUUUUGUUUUAAGGGUGUUUCUUUGGCUGCCUGAAGUCUGUUUUCAGUUAUAUGCUUCUGAAGUCUGGUAGUUAUUUAUGUGGCUGUUUUAUGUCUGUUUCAGUGGCAGAAUUUGUCAAAUCUGUUCUGGGGCUGUUUUAAGCUAUUUAAGUGUGUUUAAUUUUUCUGGUAGCUGUCUAUGAGGAUGUUUACUGAUGUUUAUGUUGCUGUUUUUAUGUCUGUUUCAGUGGCAGAAUUUGUCAAAUCUGUUAUGGGGCUGCUUUAAGUAUGUUUUAAGGUUGUCUCUAUGGAUCGCUCUCUUUUUCGCAAUUUGCUUUUUGAUGACUCAGAUGAGGAUGAGAUAAUAAGGCAAAUUCUUAAGGAUUCAACAUCACCAUGUAAACGUCGUUGGUAUAUCGAACGUGAUUGUUUGGCAAGCCAUAAAAGACUUUAUUUCGAACGUGGAUUGCAUCUAGAUACAAGCAUGGCGCAGCGAGGGCGCAGUGACAUGAAUCUCAAGGGUUCUAGAAGUAAGAAGAAAAAAAUGGUUGACAAUAGUAAUUGGAGGCCAUGGUCAGAGCUCCCUGUGGGUUUGCUUGAUCAGAUAACGAAGUCACUAGGUGCUGUAGGCCAUCUAAUGUUUGGCUGCGUCUGCAGAAGAUGGAGGUUGUAUGCUGUAGCACACAGGCAAGAGUUUAUGAUAUCCCAACCUCCACUCGUUGUCUUCUUAUCAGAUCACGCUCAGAGAGCUUGUUACUUCUAUGACAUCUUUGAUCAAAGGUUGUACAAGGCAACAUUGCCUAACCUUGUUGGCAAAUCAAUUUCUGGGUUAACUUGUGGGUACAUGAUCAUGAAAGAUAAGAAAGAAAGGAAAGAUUCUCCAAUUUGGCUUCUGAAUCCUUUUACAAGACAUGAACUCCGUUUUCCUUGCCCUCCUAAGCCUUAUUCUGCUAUCAUCCUUGCAUCUUUAGGUACACCUUCCCAGGAGUUCAUUAUUGUAGCUAUUAACCAAUUUAUACAAUUUUGUAGAUCCACAGAUGUCAGUUGGACUGUCCAUGAUUUGAAUGACACUUUUUUUAGCAGUUCUACAGACUGUUCUGGGCAACGAUGGUUUGAAGAUGGAGUUGUGUUCAAGGGUAAGAUAUACGUUUUAACUAAUCUUGGUGAAAUUGGGGUACUAAACCUGAAUUCUCAUCCUUAUGUGACCCUGCUGGAAGUAAAACGCAUUGGAGAUUGGAGUUCUAGAAUGAAGUUGCUUGCUUUUGAUGACAAGCUCUUAAUGAUUCAUAGAUUUGACUCAUUUCUGUGGACAUUUGAAGUUUAUGAGCUAAAUUUUGCGAAGAUGAAAUGGGUGAAGAUGCAAAACUUGAAAGAUGAAGCUUUGUUUCUAAGUCUUAAGACCUCAGGAUAUAGCAACGUAACCAAAUGGAGUGGUAGCCAACAACCUAUGAAUUGCAUUUACAAUCUUUUAGUGGUAAAAUACGAAUACACCUUACAAUUCUUGGAUGGUAAUUUCUCAAACUUUCCCAAAUCUUUCCCCCUCCUGAAAGAAGAAUGUGAUACUUGCUUUGCAUUAGAGUUAGAAGUUCCAAGGUGCAGAAUAUCUCUCCCAGGUGCUAACUUUAAUACUUUAUCCUGGUAUUUUCCAAAUCUGUCUUGCAACGUGGACGCUCUCUCUGAUAACUACUUAACUAGUUAAGAUUUCUCAUUGUUCAUGAUGCUAUCUCUUAUGACUAGUUAGAAUUACAUGUUGAUCAUGUACCCUGCUUGAUCAAUCAUUUUGGCAAGGCUUGAAGCUUAUAUAUAUUUUGUUGCUUUUCAUUUCCCUAUUUUUGUAACUCAUUGGUUAUCAUUGAGAGAAUUUUUUGCAACUUGGGUAGCUAGAGCCUAUUUUUUCUUUUUCUUUUUUUCAGUUUUUUUUAUUAUAUAUAAAUCUUUCAGAAAUUCGAUUUUAUUAUUGUUAGAUCAGUAGUCCUUCUGCUUUUGUGAGUUCACUACCACCACU